AUGUCCGAAUCAAACACAGAAAACGUAGAUAAAAACAAUAAAGAGAAUUUAGAAAAUCUAAAACCAACACUUCAAUAUACAAUAUUUUCUGAAUACGACAACGAAGAGUUACUAUACCCAAAUGAAAAGUUAGGAAUACUGAAGAGAAAGUUAGAAAUUGUGAGAUCAAGGGUAGAUAAUACAUUUAAAAAAAACACCUCCCCUUUAAGGCGACCCAUGGACAAUGCACCUCUGCACGAAGUAUACAAAAAUGUUAUUAAUAAAGACUCGUUCACCACUUUAGCCUCGAUUUUAGCUAAUGAAAACAACGUUUGUAGUAAAACAUCAACUGAAAAUGAGGAAAUUAAGUCGACAGAAAGCAAUAUAAAAUCUGUUUGCAACGAUAACGCAAACAUGCAAGAGUUCAAUAAACCAUUAAAUAUUGAGAAAACUAAUCAAAUAAACUCCCAAGCAAUUAAUGAAAACGCUGAAUCUUUGAACGUUACAAAUUAUGAUAUAAAGAAAAAUAUAAACAUUACUUCUAAUAAAAAUAAACAAUCGCCGAAGAAGAACAUUAAAAAACGUAAAAAAGUUGUAUCUAUCGAUAUAAAACAAAAUAAUAAAAAUGUAUAG
Macrosiphum euphorbiae (potato aphid) is the source of this 612-nucleotide messenger RNA. The record is from the annotation of a GenBank genome assembly. Lineage: Eukaryota; Metazoa; Arthropoda; Insecta; Hemiptera; Aphididae.